Ylistrum balloti is the source of this 1488-nucleotide messenger RNA. RefSeq names its product arylsulfatase J-like. The transcript has 9 exons. The record is from RefSeq and is a predicted model, not a curated record. The coding region runs from base 1 to 1488 and encodes 495 amino acids. NCBI's taxonomy places the organism in Eukaryota, Metazoa, Mollusca, Bivalvia, Pectinida, Pectinidae.
AUGGGCAUAUGUAAAACAACGUCUCGGCCCCAUAUAAUUGUUGUGGUAGCAGACGAUCUGGGCUGGAAUGAUGUAAGUUUCCAUGGAUCCAGUCAAAUUCCUACACCAAAUAUAGAUAGUCUCGCUUACAGAGGAAUCAUACUUAAUAACUACUAUGUCUCCCCAUUAUGUACCCCAACAAGAGGAGCGCUUAUGUCAGGACUACAUCCAAUCCAUACCGGAUUACAUUCAGGUGUGAUCAGAGGUGCCCAACCAAAUGGUCUUCCAUUGAACAUCACUAUCAUGCCCCAGAGGUUGCGAAAUCUUGGAUAUCGAACGCAUAUAGUGGGCAAGUGGCAUCUUGGCUCCUUUAAGAGUGAGUAUACACCAACGUAUCGAGGAUUUGAAACUUUCACCGGAUAUUACAACUCACAUGGAGACUACUAUGAUCACACAUAUGAAGACAGUGAGGGCUUCUUUGGUUAUGACUUUAGAAGCAAUGUUAGCCUAGACUACACAGCAAUCGGACAGUACUCAACAACGCUGUUUACAGAGCGAGCAGUGGACAUCGUGAAACAGCAUAACAGAGAGGAGCCCCUGUUCCUCUAUCUCCCAUACCAAGCCGUUCACACUGGGAAUGUGCCCAGUGGGAAUCCUUUACAAGCCCCAUCGGCGUAUAUCAAUAGGCAUCCACACAUACGGAGCGCAGAGAGAAGACACUAUGCAGGAAUGGUUGCUGCACUUGAUGACGGUGUUGCUGAUGUAGUUGAUGCUCUAAAGACACGUGAUAUGUACAAAGAUUCUAUCAUCCUCUUUACAACAGACAAUGGGGGUUCGUCAAACGGAUAUAUGGAAGGCGCAGGGAAUAACUUUCCCUUACGGGGUAUGAAGAAUACUUUGUGGGAAGGCGGUGUUCGAGGUGUAGCAUUCAUUAACAGUCCUCUACUUGAUACAACUGGAUAUGUAUCUGAAAACCUGAUACAUGUCUGCGAUUGGCUGCCAACACUUUAUUCUGCAGCAGGUGGUGACCCUACAGACCUUGGAGACACUGAUGGCCUGGACAUAUGGAAAAUGUUAUCAACAAACGGUGAACCCGUCCGUAACGAGAUCCUUCAUAACCUGGAGCCGUAUGGUUCUACAGGGGCGAUUCGUGUUGGGGAUUACAAAUUAGUCGUAUUGCAUAAUGAUGCAACGGAUAUGGCCAAUUGGUAUCCGCCUUAUCACACGCUCGAUGACAGUACCAAACUACAUUUCAGCAAGUUCGAAACUGGAGCAGCUAUGUUUCAUUUAUUUCUGCGAGAUAUUUCACGUAGAAAGACAACGGGGAAAUGUCGACAUUGCCCUAUAAGUGUGGAGUGUGGACAGAAAUAUGAUUAUUACAGAUUCAAUAAUAACGAAGUUGAUCGUAUUAAUCUGUUCCAUAUACCGUCUGAUCCAUGUAACAGAACAGCGGAUACGUCCAGCAACCCAAAACUGCAUGGCGGUGCUUGGGUUCCUUGGCUUGACUAA